ACGCCACAGAAGAAACGUCACAAUAUUUACCCGGAAGUAGGAGCACGGAUACAUAUCUGUCUUUUAAACAUUCUCUGAUCGUUUCCAGUGAGCAAGAUGAAACAUUUCCGAUAAAUCUGAUUAGAAGUGAUAAAUCGGAAUGUACAGCGGACUCCUGCCGAAAGGUUUGACCGAGGAGGAGCUCAGUCCAGAGGACGAGCAGGACGACACGGAGGAUGGUGUUGACGGAGAGAAGGAGAGCCCUGCUGAGAAGUCGACUCACACAGCCUGUGACCCAGACAGUCAUUCAACAACAUGCACAAUGCCUGGCGUGUCCCAGGACAUGUGGCAAAAAUUUCAGGAUCUAAAGAAGAAGAAUGAAGAAAUGAAGAUAAUGAAAUUCACCAGGAGACGAAGAAGAAGGCGACCCAAGAGAGCAGGAGCAAAACAUGAAGAACCUACAGAGACAAGCAGAAAGCUCCAGGAGGAGCAGGAGAAGCCCUGGGAUGAGCUUCAGCAGUAUUUCGGUGUAAAUGAUCGAUUUUAUCCACCCGCAUGUUCCAAACCCCCUCCGAAGUCCGGCCUAGAAAAGAGCACAGAGAGGGCCAUAGCUGAAGGGGACAUUGCAAAGGCGGAGGAGAUGAGCGACAGACUCGCCACUCGAGAGCUCGCUGUGAAGAUCGCUCAAGCAGCUGAUUGCCGAGACUUCGUGCAACGCAAACAAGAAGAGGAGGCUUUGAGAGCAGCGCAGAAAAGGAAGAAGGAUAUACCCUGGGGGUUUGAGGCGAAGAAACGUUGGGAAACCAAAAGUAACAUGGGCUUCAUGUGAAUGAGCGUGAAAAGGACAGACUGUGUGUGUGUGUGUGUGUGUGUGUGUGUGUGUGUGUGUGUGUGUGUGUGUGUGUGUGUGUGUGUGUGUGUGUGUGUGUGUGUGUGUGUGUGUGUGUGUGUGUGUGUGUGUGUAUGUGUGUGUGUGUUUCGCUGAAAGCAGUGUAUUUUUUUUGUGACACUGAUCCUGUUUCUUUUUAUUCUCUUUGUAUAUUUUUAAAGACUUCAUAAGAGUAAAGUGUGGGGGUGAAAAAGUCACUCAGUUGGCUGUGGAGAAAUCAAUCCAGAGGGUUCAGAGAGAAAGAAGAAAAAAUUACAGUUCAUUCAAAUUAAUUCCUAAGGCGUCUUCCAUUGGUGUCUGCAUUGUGUAACUUUCAUUACAUUUCAGCAUUCUGGCCUUUUUUCCCCAUCAAAUUAAAUCUGGUGUACAUUACUUGAUGAUUAGUUUAUUUAUCGCUGUAAAGUGGGUUAAUCGGGAGUCCUUCUUUCUUCUUCCAAGGAAGUGAAAGGGAAGAUUAGGGUCCUAAUGCAAUGUACAGGAUAAUGUGGGAUAGGAUUUAGAAGUAUAAAAUGAAAUCUGGCUGCUGUAAACAGCUGUGAGCAGUUGUAGACUGGAAGUUGAUUGAAUGUUGUUGGGGGUGGGGAUGAAACAGAGGCUUUGCUGUUGGCCCUCACCCAUAGUGUGAGAGAUCCUAUUGUAUCGCAGCCUGAACAAGAGGCAUGCGCUGUUUCUCCAGGCCUACAAUCGCUGCUCUUUGUGAGAUGAGCUCUCUUUAGUAUCCGUAAACUCGUCUUAAACUGUCGAUUCCUCUCACUUUGAUCUGUUUUGAUCUGCAGCACAUGCUUCAGCAGCUUCUCAACACUCUCAAACGCUCACCGGUAAAAGUUUUAAUUGCAAACAGCGCUCAACAAAAAAGCAGGAGACCGAUAAUGGCUUUUAUUCGUUAUUCUUGCUUAUACGUUGUUAUCAGCCGUACAAAAUGAUUGCUUUGCUUCAAGGUAAUGAAAAUUAAAAUUAAUCCAUCUGAGUUGUUUGCAUUGCACAUAUCAGGGUGCUUUUUCUUUGAUGAGGAGCAGGAUUCAUGUAGCUGUGCUGUGUAGGCUGAAUCUGUAUGAAGCAGAAAGGACUGAAUGAUAGAAAGAAAUGUUUGGAGGCAGUUAUGAUAAUAAAAAAAACACCUGAGCUGAAGAUGUCGAUAUGACACGAGUAUGAAAACGAAUACAUUCAGAAUGAAAGUGCAGCUUUUUAAUCAUUGAACAUCCAAUGAACAUGUGACGGAGUCUGGAUGCUGUCAGUAGCUGAGAAUUGGCACUAAUUAAAAUAUUAAUUCACUCUGUAAUGAGACACAAGUUGAAAAUGUGUUAAGAACAUCAAAGUCCAACACAGGAAUUCUUCACUUUGAUGACGGCUUUGAAAAAGAUCUAUUUUGUCUGAGGAGUGAGGAAGCGUCAGAGAUGAUAUUAACCGGACUGGAAUGACAGAUUUCAGCUCUCUCCAAAGACCUCUUGAGAAAUAUUUCAACAGUCAGUUCAUUCACAGACUAAUGCUGGGUGCAUUUAGAUCAUUCACAAAUAAUGCAGGAAUUCUUAAAAUAAGAUAUUGGAAUAAAGUCCUGUUAGUCUAAACAGAAGGAGAACUGUGAGGUCUUUAAAACAAAAGGCACAAAAGGUGUUCUCCAUUAUUAAACGCCAUAUAACCAUUUUGAACAUGACCAGCGAUGAUCCGAGCGCGGCGCUGCGUGGUAUCGAUGCCAUCUCACUUUAUUAAUCUCAUGGAACACAGGAUAAUGCCUUGAGCAGAGAAGAUUCUGCUUUUAAGCUGGAAAAUCCACUUUCCUCUUUUCAACAGUCUGUUCCUGGAGGCCAAACUUAGCCCCCGACCUGGGCUGAUUUGUUGUGAAACGUGCAGACAAUUCCUUGGGCACAUGUCAAACCACUUCUAGGAAGAGUGUUUGUUGUGUGGAGUAGGGGUAAAGAAAAAACAACAACAAUCUCAUUAACUGGUUCCAAAGCUGCUGUUGUGUGAAAGGAAACAUAUGUUGCUGCUAACAAGGCGUCAGUGCUAUCACUUGCUGCUAUCUCCAGAAGAAGAGGAUUAACUCUCUGAGUUAAGAUCUCUGAGAUGCUGCUGAUAAAGACGAGCAACAUUCACAACACCUUACAACUCACAGUGAGUGUAGAUCAGACAUGGUGGUGUUGCUGUGUUUGUGUUUCAGCUUUAUUAUAAAAUGUUCCUACGUCUAA
Molecule: messenger RNA, 3051 nt
Organism: Notolabrus celidotus (New Zealand spotty)
Lineage: Eukaryota; Metazoa; Chordata; Actinopteri; Labriformes; Labridae
Gene: fam204a
Product: family with sequence similarity 204 member A
Exons: 7
Coding region: 140-808 (222 amino acids)
Source: RefSeq, a predicted model, not a curated record